AUGUGGUCGCUAAAGGUAGUAGCGACAACACGAGGCAUCAAUGGCAACGUUUUUGUCAUCGCUAAAGCUGUGGUUCCGUUGGUGUUGCCACCACAUCCUCCGUCUCCUCGGACGGUUUUCGCCCUUCGAUCCGAAUUUGUGAAGAUAACAUUAGAUUUGGAGUUCAUGGAGGAAUUCUGUGAUUUCCUACAAUGGCUUGGAGCAGAUAUGUCCAUUAAGAUACUAGCGAGUUUAGAGAACCCAACAGACCUUGUUCGUGCUAGUGCAGUUUCAAGCUCCUGGCGUCGAUUUAUUGUCAUGAAUGGCCUUGCUAAGCAGCUUUGCAUAAGAAUGUUUCCUGAAGUAUCAAGUGUCGCUCAUGUUAUAGAAGUGAAUGAUAGGAUAGAACCUCUACAAAUCAGGCAUGAAACUUCAAUGGAAUGGUCACGCUUGGAAAGGGAACACAGAGUAUAUGCAUUUUUAGCAAGGGGUUUAACCACUUUUAUGAGAAAAGAUUGCAUAUUGGAAGCCAUUGUUGCAUCAAGCACCGAUAACUAUCCUCAAGAAAGCAUCCAUCACACAUUAGAACCAGGUGACAGGGUUGAUCAAAGGGCUUCAUAUUGGUCAAGUGAAGGGGCAGUUGACCCUGCAGUUCCUGAAACAUUAGUAUAUAAACUUGUUGCGAAUCUUUGUGUGAUAACUGAGAUCCACAUACACCCGUUUCAAGCAUAUUUUCAAUUUGGUUUUCCAAUUUAUUCUGCAAAAGCUGUGAGAUUUCGAUUGGGGCAUUUGAAGCCAGCUUAUGAGAUUGAAAAUGACAUGAAAGAUGAGUCUACAGCUGCUCUGAGGUUUAUUCGUGAUAAUGUUGUGUGGACAUAUACAUCUCCAUCAUUUCCCAUGGCACAGGAGAGCCGGCUGCAAAGGUUUAAGCUACCAGAACCGGCUCUAUGCAUCGGAGGGAUCUUGCAGAUAGAGUUAUUGGGUAGGGUUCAAAAACAAGAAAUGGAUGAGAAAUACUACAUAUGUGUGUCCCAUGUCCAAGUGGUGGGACGGCCUCUGUCCCCUGCGUUUGAUGCGGAUAUAAUGGAUCCGAGUGGAAAGUGUACUCUGAAAUACUAUUCAGAUGCUGAUUAUUGUUGCUCCCCUAUAAAAAAUUGUGAAGCCGAGGCAAGUAAUAGUCCUUCCCGAUUCCGUUCCUUCACUGCAAGCAUAAGAGGUUGGGAACAAAUGAUUUUCAACACGUUGCUUGGUGGUGGAAUAAUGGUCGGAAACGAUGAUUCCGAUGUUGAUGAUGAUGAGGAUGAUGAUGAUGAGGUCAUCGAGUAAUGCAAAUGGAAAAAGAUGGUAAUUAGAUUAGCGGAUAAACGACUGAUGUCGGAGCAGCAAUCAAAGAGUAAAUUGUCCUCUUUUUUUUUCUUUGUUAAUUGCCUACUUGUUGCCUAAAUUUGUGACAUCUUUUUAUGGAUCGUUUUAUAAGAAGCAUGUUAGUUGUAUAGGGAUUUAUAAGUUACUGUAGAAGGCUGUUUUUUUGGUAUGAAUUGCUUAUAUACCGUUUAUGUUAUGGUUUUCAAUUAUCUUGUUGUAUAUUUCGUCUAAAAAGCCAUAAAUUGGGAUAAUAAAUCUUGG
This is a messenger RNA of Lactuca saligna, 1605 nucleotides long. Lineage: Eukaryota; Viridiplantae; Streptophyta; Magnoliopsida; Asterales; Asteraceae. The record is from the annotation of a GenBank genome assembly.